AAAAAUAUUUUGUACCGAAAUGGAGGCUAAAAUAUUUUCACUUCUCUUGUUGGUUACUUUAGUUUAUGGACAAGACUCAACGGAAUCCGAUUCAAGCAAUGCCUCCAGCAGCGAAGAAGAUAUUUACGUACCUAUAUCCUUGCGACACCCAGGACUUGGAUUGCAUGCGGCAGUACUUCUCCAAGUCUUUACUCUGUACCAACUCAAGUCAUGAUGAUGGAAGCCCUAUCCAGGAGGACAGACUGGCCGCUUAUAUUCCAAGGAUAAAUAUGACCAUUCUUACUAAUGGGACUGUGGUAACUUUUUAUGGAUCUCAAAUAACGAGGUUCCGUGAAGACAGGAGCAGCUACAAUCUUGUAAUCACAAUAAAGUAUGAUAGCAUUAAUAUCAAAUCAGAAACUGCUAAUUACGUCAUCAACCAACAAGAGCGCGAAUCUUUGGUGGUUACUGAUUCAUUCAACUUAACUUAUUCUGGAGAACUUUCUGGGACAGUUAUACAAGGUGGAUGGACAUACAUAUCAUUUGUUGAAGUCAAUACUGAUGUAUUGACUGACUCUUCAAUUGAAGUAGGGUCAAGCAUUUCCAACAGUUCAAAUGAGGUCAUAUCGCAAACGUAUGAGGAACUUGAAGCCGAUUUACCGACGGCUAUGAUGGAACUACUUUUCACCAUAGCUCCGUACUCUUUCUACGUUUACUUCCAAAAGUACAUUUGUGACUAUGCCUAUGAAUACACUGGAGCGGAAACCCAGCGUUGGACGUCGUAUUACUUUCCAUCUUCACCUGGACAGAAAUAAGAGAACGAAAACUUUAUCAUUUAACUUGCCAUAUAACCUACCG
Ostrinia furnacalis (Asian corn borer) is the source of this 837-nucleotide messenger RNA. RefSeq lists its product as uncharacterized. The record is from RefSeq and is a predicted model, not a curated record. The transcript has 6 exons. Lineage: Eukaryota; Metazoa; Arthropoda; Insecta; Lepidoptera; Crambidae. The coding region runs from base 66 to 794 and encodes 242 amino acids.